This is a messenger RNA of Brassica napus (rape), 1571 nucleotides long. Its product is annotated as probable glycosyltransferase At5g03795. The coding region runs from base 711 to 1160 and encodes 149 amino acids. The record is from RefSeq and is a predicted model, not a curated record. NCBI's taxonomy places the organism in Eukaryota, Viridiplantae, Streptophyta, Magnoliopsida, Brassicales, Brassicaceae. Gene Ontology annotation, molecular function: glycosyltransferase activity. The transcript is spliced from 3 exons.
UCCACGUAUGCAAAUUAAAUCAGCCAAUAAGGACUAUUUUUUCUGCCACGUCUGCUAUUUUAGCCCAAACUUCACAUCGAAAUCAACUUCUGUGAUUCAUCUUCCUCGAUUCCCAGCCGUUUUUUUCUUUCUUCAGUUUUCAUUCUUCAACGCCUCCUACCUAAUUAGGGUGUGGAAGAGCCGUCUCUUCUCUUCAUCUCUUCGUCUCUUUUUUUUUUUGCUCAAACAUUUCUCGGUCUCUAUCUCUUCCUCUCGGUCUCUCUCUCUAUGUCUCUCUCCCGAUGAUGAAUCCACAAGGCCAUCCCGAACCUGAUUCUGGACCUCCUCAGACGAUACCUUCGAGUCGGCGGGUGUUGAGAUGAGGAAUGGUGAAGAAACUAAAUGUGGUUUGGUGGGUUGAUUGAAAAGUUAAGGUCUUUUGAUCCUGUUUCGUGUUCUAAUUCUCUGUAGUUAAGGUUUUUUACUGAGAAAAUGUUUUGGGUGAUGCAGAUCUUUGAUAGUUUUCAGAGAAGUAUCAACUUUACCAGGUUGUGAGCUAAGAGGUGAUAAGCAAUACAAUCUCCAGAUGCUGAAAGAACGUUACCAGAUUGGUCAGACCAGAUUGAGGCGUUGUAUCAGUACGCCAAGUUUCAGUUUGAAUGUGGGAAUUAUUCAGGUGCUGCUGAUUAUCUUUCCAGUACAGGACUAUUUGCUCUAACCUUGAGAGAAGUAUGAGUGCCUUGUGGGGGAAGCUAGCAUCUGAGAUAUUGAUGCAGAACUGGGACAUUGCACUUGAAGAGCUCAACCGUCUCAAGGAUAUUAUUGACUCAAAGGCUCCAUCGGAGACACGGAAGCAUUUUUCGAAGACUAUAAGGGCGUUGUGUAACUCGGAUGUUAAAGAAGGCUUUGUCUUUGGAAAUGACACAUCUCUACCGGAGACAUACGUUAGAGAUCCCAAGAAACCACUAAGUAACAUCGGUGGCAAGUCUGCGUCCAAAAGGCCAACAGUAGCUUUCUUUGCUGGUCAACCCGAUCACGGGUACGUUAGGCCAAUACUACUCUCUUACUGGGGUAACAACAAAGAUCCUUACCUGAAAAUAUUCGGGAAGCUUCUGAGGUCUAAAGGAAACAAGAACUAUCUUCAGUUCAUGAAGACGAGCAAGUACUGCAUUUGCGCUUAAGGGUAUGAAGUGAACAGCCCUAGGGUGGUGGAGGCUAUUUUCUAUGGUUGUGUUCCAGUAAUCAUAUCUGAUAACUUGUGCCACCUUUCUUCGAGGUUUUGAAGUGGGAGUCGUUUGCGGUUUUUGUGUUGGAGAAAGAUAUACCCAACUUGAAGAAGAUUUUGAUGUCUAUAUCGGAACGUAGGUACAAGCAAUUGCAGAUGAGAGUGAAGAGAAUGCAGAAGCUUUUUUUGUGGCAUGUGAAGCCUGAGAAGUAUGAUAUGUUUCACAUGAUUCUUCAUUCUGUUUGGUUUAACGGAGUUUUCCAAAUUUCGGUUUAGAAGUUCUUUAUCAAACAAACAAUUCAUUUAUACAUUUUUUUCACACGAUAAAUCCAAUAGGGGUUUUAAAUUAAAAAAAAUUCCAUUGACA